AUGGCUUCGUCUUCCUCUUCCUCACCAACAACAACAUUGAGCCGGAGAAGAACACAAGCUCCGAUUCCAGCUCCGAAGAAACUCUCUAGCUUCGACGACGUCGUUUGCCAGAAAUGCAGCUCCGGCAAAUCUCCGACCAAGUUGCUCCUCUGCGACAAAUGCGAUAAAGGCUAUCACAUCUUCUGCCUCUCACCUAUCCUUGCUAAAGUCCCCAAAUCGUCGUGGUUCUGUCCAUCUUGCUCCCACACCACUUCCAACAACCCUAAAUCUUUUCCUCUUGUACAGACCAAGAUUAUUGAUUUCUUCAAAAUCCAACGGUCUUCUGAAGCAGCUCAGAUUCUGAAUCAAGAUUUGAAAAAGAAGAGAAAGAGGGGUAGUGGUUUAGUGGUUUCGAAGAAGAAAAGGAAGCUGUUGGCAUUUACUCCGAUUGAUGAUUCUAGGAGGAGGUUAGUGCAGAUGGCUUCACUGGCAACUGCGCUGACUGCAACUAAGACGGAGUUUAGUAACAAGCUUACUUAUAUGCCUGGAAUGGCACCAAGGGAUGCUAAUUCUCCUGCUCUUGAACAUGGUGGAAUGCAGGUCAUGUCAAAAGAAGACAUUGAAACCCUUAACUUGUGCAGAAGUAUGAUGGAAAGAGGAGAAUGUCCACCUCUCAUGGUUGUUUUUGAUCCUGUAGAAGGCUUUACUGUAGAAGCAGACCAAUCCAUCAAAGAUUUGACAAUAAUAACAGAAUAUGUUGGAGAUGUAGAUUUUUUAAAGAAUCGGGAAUAUGAUGAUGGGGAUAGCAUUAUGACACUUCUUUUUGCUUCUAAUCCUUCACAAUCGCUGGUCAUCUGCCCAGAUAAACGCAGCAACAUAGCACGAUUUGUUAAUGGCAUCAACAAUCACACACCUGAAGGAAAAAAGAAGCAAAACUUGAAAUGUGUGAGAUUUAAUGUGGACGGUGAAUGUCGGGUCCUUUUAAUUGCUAUUAGAGAUAUAGCUAAGGGGGAAAGGCUGUACUAUGACUACAAUGGAUAUGAGCAUGAAUAUCCAACUGAACACUUUGUCUAA
Molecule: messenger RNA, 1053 nt
Organism: Vicia faba (fava bean)
Lineage: Eukaryota; Viridiplantae; Streptophyta; Magnoliopsida; Fabales; Fabaceae
Source: the annotation of a GenBank genome assembly